AUGCGGGUGGCUCUGGGUGUCGAACGCGAAGCCCACGGAGUCAUCCUUCGAAUCACCAUUCUGGCUGAUUCAGUCGCUAGAUGGUUCCCUGAUCCAUCAGCGAUAAACUGUGGUGAAAGCUUGGCACGCCUUAGCAAGGCUGCUAAGUUCGAGGAAAAAUCUAUCGCUUGUGCAGCAUGUAAAAAGAAAAAAGCCCUGCACAGUGGAUUACAUCUAUGGCAUCGGAUGUCAUCAGAAGCAGUGUCAGAUUGCACAGGACGUCAUGGAGACUAA
This is a messenger RNA of Strongylus vulgaris, 273 nucleotides long. The record is from the annotation of a GenBank genome assembly. Lineage: Eukaryota; Metazoa; Nematoda; Chromadorea; Rhabditida; Strongylidae.